CUCUGGGUAUUCUCCAACCGAAAUAGAAACAAUGGGUUCUCGCUACGAAGUGGAAGUGAAGCUCACAUCGGCGCGUGGGCUCAAGAACGUGAACUGGCGCAACGGCGCGAACAGGCCAUACGUCGUCGUUUGGGUGGACCCCAGCAACAAGCUCUCCACCAGGGUCGACGAAAACGGCGACACCGAAGCUAAUUGGGACCAAACCCUCGUUAUUCCGUUACCGCCAAAACCCUUAGAAGACAUGACUCUCUACAUCGACGUGGUUCACGCCGGUUCAGAAAAAGACACUAAACCGCUCAUCGGUUCGGCUCGGCUCAGGCUCGUCGAAGUUCUAGACGACGUCGGAUUUGGCGAGCGUGCGAGCCGCACGCUCACGCUAAAACGACCUUCUGGAAGGCCGCAUGGUAAGGUUGACGUUAAGGUUACAAUCAGAGACCCUGGCUAUCGUGCGCAGGGUGGUGGUGGUUACUACGCUCCUCCUUACGGUGUCCCUCCACCACCGGCGGCGUCAUCGCGGGACUUUGGUUCUGCACCGCCGGCGUAUGGUUACGGUUACGGUGCGGCUCCGCCGCAGAGUUCGUAUGGUUACGGCGCGGCGCCGCCGGCGGGGUAUCCUUCUACGGCGGCUCCGGCGUAUGGUUCGGGUUACGGAGGGUAUAAUGCGCCGCAGCAAACGGCGUCGUAUGGUCAAGGGAGUUAUGGGUACGCGCCGGUGGAGGAGAAGAAGAAGAGCAAGUUUGGUGGGAUGGGGACAGGAUUGGCUGUGGGUGCGGUUGCUGGGGUUCUAGGUGGAAUCGCACUUGUUGAGGGUGCUGAGUAUGUUGAAAACAAGAUUGCUGAUGAUGCUGCAGAGAAGGUUGAGGAUGAUCUUCGUUACGAUGACGGAGGUUACGAUGACGGAGGUUACGGUGGAGAUGAUUUCUAGAGAGUGAUGUGAUAUCAAGCCAAUAAAAUAAAAAAGGGGAAAAAAAGGAAUAUCUUAUUUUUUCCUUUUUGUUUUUUUUGGAUGUGUCUUUGGUUUGGUAUUAUACUUUACCUUUUUAUUAAUGAGAUAUGUUUUUGAAGUUUGCCACUAAUUCUUAUUUUCACUUUUUUUUUUUUUUCAUUUGCGUAGUUGUAAAUUUGUGAGACCAAAAAACACAACUCUAGUUUGUGUAUUACUAAUAAAAGGUCAGAGGGAUGGAAUUCACAAGAA
Molecule: messenger RNA, 1195 nt
Organism: Gastrolobium bilobum
Lineage: Eukaryota; Viridiplantae; Streptophyta; Magnoliopsida; Fabales; Fabaceae
Product: protein SRC2
Exons: 1
Coding region: 32-925 (297 amino acids)
Biological process (GO): defense response
Source: RefSeq, a predicted model, not a curated record